This is a messenger RNA of Chelmon rostratus (copperband butterflyfish), 963 nucleotides long. Its product is annotated as aquaporin-4-like. Gene Ontology annotation, biological process: transmembrane transport. Gene Ontology annotation, molecular function: water channel activity. Gene Ontology annotation, cellular component: plasma membrane; basolateral plasma membrane. The record is from RefSeq and is a predicted model, not a curated record. NCBI's taxonomy places the organism in Eukaryota, Metazoa, Chordata, Actinopteri, Chaetodontiformes, Chaetodontidae. The coding region runs from base 79 to 963 and encodes 294 amino acids. The transcript is spliced from 5 exons.
GCUCUCUGCUCCGCUCCUGCGCUCACACAGCCUGCUGCUCUCCUGAGGUUCCUGUCCUGGUGUAACUGUCAGAGCAUAAUGGUGGCUUUUAAAGGCAUCUGGACCAAGGACUUCUGGAGGGCUGUGUCUGGAGAAUACCUGGCCACUCUCAUCUUUGUCCUUCUCGGUCUGGGCUCCACCAUCAACUGGGCUGCGGGGCAAGAAAAUCCUCCCCCAGAUGACCUAGUCCUCAUCUCCCUGUGCUUUGGCCUGAGCAUCGCCACUAUGGUGCAAUGUUUUGGCCACAUCAGCGGCGGACACAUUAACCCAGCGGUCACCGCGGCCAUGGUGGUUACUAGAAAGCUGAGCCUGGCGAAGGCGUUGUUCUAUGUGCUGGCGCAGUGCCUGGGAGCUAUCACCGGAGCUGGGGUCCUCUACCUCGUCACACCUGCUGCUGUCAGAGGGUCCUUCGGUGUGACCACGGUGAACUCCAACAUCUCAGUAGGACACGGCCUUCUUGUGGAGCUCCUUAUCACAUUCGAACUUGUCUUCACCAUCUUCGCCACCUGUGAUCCCAAACGCACAGACCUAGGAGGCUCUGCCGGCCUUGCGAUCGGCUUCGCUGUAGCUAUUGGUCACUUAUUUGCAAUCCCUUAUACAGGAGCCAGCAUGAACCCUGCUCGAUCCUUCGGGCCUGCAGUCGUCACACUUAACUUCGAGAACCACUGGGUGUACUGGGUGGGACCCAUUCUCGGGGGCAUCCUGGCCGCCGGUCUGUAUGAGUACCUGUACUGCCCUGACCCUGAGGUCAAGAAGAGGCUGAAGCAGGUCUUUCAGAAGGACGCUGCAGGGAAAUACAGAGAGGUGGAGACGGAGGACGUUGCUAUCAAGCCGGGCUCCAUCCACACCAUCUCUGAUCUGGAGAAACCUGAGAAAAAAGAUCCUUUCCAGGACUCAACAGGAGAAGUGCUGUCUUCAGUAUGA